Astyanax mexicanus (Mexican tetra) is the source of this 1241-nucleotide messenger RNA. RefSeq names its product selenoprotein T, 1a (gene selenot1a). Gene Ontology annotation, molecular function: thioredoxin-disulfide reductase (NADPH) activity. NCBI's taxonomy places the organism in Eukaryota, Metazoa, Chordata, Actinopteri, Characiformes, Acestrorhamphidae. Gene Ontology annotation, biological process: cell redox homeostasis. The transcript has 6 exons. The record is from RefSeq and is a predicted model, not a curated record. Gene Ontology annotation, cellular component: endoplasmic reticulum membrane.
AUUACUCAAGGCUUUAAACCUCGGCGCAGGUUCCCGGAUGCUGUGCGUUAAGCGGACGGACUGCGGUAAGGAUGCGUUGGUUAGCGCUGUCGGUUCUUGCGGUGUGGCUUUGCGCGUUUUCCAGCGCUGCCGGAGAGAGCACGGGAGUUAAAAAGAUGAAGAUGCAGUUCGCCACCGGGCCACUUCUCAAAUUCCAGAUCUGUAUCUCCUGAGGGUACAAGCGGGUGUUUGAGGAGUACACGCAGGCUCUAUACCAGCGGUACCCAGACAUCCGCAUUGAGGGAGAGAACUAUCUUCCUCUGCCUGUUUACAGGUAUAUUGCUUCCUUUCUGUCUAUUUUCAAACUGCUGCUGAUUGGAGUGAUUGUUGUGGGGAAGGACCCAUUCGCUCUCUUCGGUAUGCAAGCACCAGGACUUUGGGUUUGGAGUCAAGAAAAUAAGAUAUAUGCCUGUAUGAUGGUGUUCUUCUUCAGCAAUAUGAUUGAAAACCAGUGCAUGUCUACAGGUGCUUUUGAAAUCACGCUCAAUGAUGUUCCGGUGUGGUCCAAGCUGGAGUCCGGUCACCUGCCUUCCAUGCAGCAGCUGGUGCAGAUCCUGGAGAAUGAAAUGAAGCUGAAUGUGCACAUGGACAGACUUCCACACCAUCACUCCUAACCCUGCCUCCACCCCACCUCCUGGAGUCUUGGACCCUCCAUGUUUGAGGUGGGGCUCUCCUUCUACGGUUGCGAGGCGACAUUUAUGAAGGUCUGUGCUGAAAGUAGAGGAUCUACUAGCGCAGGCUGGAUGUCCUGCUCGUUUCUCGCCAUGCCCCUCUGGAGAUGCCCCGCCCACAGAUACUGGCUUGGGGUCCAUGGCAACAGUGGUGGCUGUUCAUUACUACUGAAGCCCAUAAGCUGUGCAAUAACCAUUCAGUUCAGGAUUAACAUAUGGAUCAGGGGAGUCUGCACUAAUGAGUGUGUUUAGGUUGUGGUGAGCUCCUUCCAGCAUUGCUGCCACUGAGGGGAUCCAGCAGAGUCUCUUCCUUUCUUCCUUUUAAAUUCCAUUACAUGUCUAAAACAUGGUCUUUGCAUUGUUUAUCAAUAGAUAGAUGUUCUAACUUAUUGCCCUAAAUGACCCAAUCAUGGCUAUUUAACGUGAGACAGAGUGCUGGUUAUUUUAUUGAUCCUUCUGUACUUUUGUAUUUGUUUCUAUAGCCAACCAUGUUAACUCAAAAUGAUAAUAAAAUUAACAUUCUAACAAAAA